AUGGACCCUGCCGUGGAUUUCGACAACACGAACGCAGCCAGCUCGGCCGAUGUUCUUUCCCGGCACGUCCAAAAGAAGGACAUGGAGCGCCGACCGACACCGCCAAGCAGAGAACAUCUCUAUCCGCGCAUAAACACUAUAGAUGAAGCUAUGGAGUAUUACGAAAGGUUUCAUCAACGAACCGCGUUCUUCGACAACUGGUCUCUCCAGUUCAUUUACAACAUUUUUGACGCUUUCCGCCUCCAAUAUCGCAUGUUGGUGACUCAUUGGAGUGAAUACCAAAGAUGGGAAGUCGAGCGCCAGAAUCUCUGGGGAAACUGGGAGGGCCAGAUUGGUUUCCAGGACGAUUCCCCUGACCCAAAAUGGCGGGCUAAAAUUGUUGGGGAAGUAAAAGAGCUUGAAGGGAUGGACAUGGGGUUCCUGGUUCAUCAAGACCAGGCUGUCUGGUCGUGGAGAACCGAACCACCACAUGCGGCUUCUUUUUGGGAUCAACCAAAACAUCAAGAUGUGGUCGUUCCCAUUAAAGCAGAGCCACAAUGGUAG
Colletotrichum godetiae is the source of this 543-nucleotide messenger RNA. RefSeq lists its product as uncharacterized. The record is from RefSeq and is a predicted model, not a curated record. The transcript is spliced from 2 exons. The coding region runs from base 1 to 543 and encodes 180 amino acids. Lineage: Eukaryota; Fungi; Ascomycota; Sordariomycetes; Glomerellales; Glomerellaceae.